Didymosphaeria variabile is the source of this 1392-nucleotide messenger RNA. RefSeq lists its product as uncharacterized. Gene Ontology annotation, molecular function: hydrolase activity. The transcript has a single exon. The record is from RefSeq and is a predicted model, not a curated record. Bases 1 to 1392 code for a protein of 463 amino acids. NCBI's taxonomy places the organism in Eukaryota, Fungi, Ascomycota, Dothideomycetes, Pleosporales, Didymosphaeriaceae.
AUGACUGCUGAUGCGCCUGCCGAACGGUUUGGUCGCCCUCGAUGGCUGCUCCAUGUGCAGGCGCAAAUUUGGCGCUUCCUCAUGGGCAUCGGCAUGAUGCUGCACAAGCUCGCUAGACCGCUGCCGCCCUCACCCUCCUUCGUCCGAACCAUCGAAGCGACCGUCUCGCCGCUCAAAGGCCAAUUUAAAUUGCAUUUUUACGUUCCCAAGGACUACAACAAGAUCAAAAAGUUAAAGGGUGCAAAGAGAUAUCCAUGCCUCAUAAAUUUCCACGGAGGAGGAUUUGUGCUGGGUAGCGCCCUGGACGACGCUCGAUGGGCAGGAGUGGUCGUUGAACAAGUUGGCGCUAUCGUCGUCAGCGUCGAUUACCGCUGUGCGCCUGAGUUUCCGUUCCCUACGGCGGUUGAAGAUGGUGCCGACGCGGUGCUGUACCUGGCCCAGCAUGCCGACGAACUCUUGAUCGAUCCGAGUCGCUUUGCGAUAUCUGGCUUCUCAUCUGGAGGAAACAUGAGCUUCACAGUCCCCCUAUGUCUGCAGGGUGAAUUGCUAGAUCGCUCACCGUCUGGAGAGAAGAUAGAGAAUCCCGCGCGUAGAGGAAGCGUCCCAGCUAUCAAUAUUCUCGCUCCUCCACAACCAACAGUAUUGAAAGUGCCGCCUCAGGCCAACGCCUCCGGAUCGCGCGUCGCUCUCUCAAGAACUGUUACUGGAAACAGCCGGCUUGACCGAAUCGCAAUGCUCCGCACGACAGGACAAUCGGCUCUAUCACUCGUUUCCUCUUACAAAGAAGGCUCUGCCGUCGCCGUCGCAACGCAUGGUUCCAAAGCCGAAGCCAAAAUCCGCGGCAUCGUCUCCUUCUACCCACCCACCGACUACACGCAAACCCGCGCCCAGCGGCGCGCCACCUGUUCCCGCGCAGACCAACUCCUCCCCGCCGUCUUCACCGAGCUUUUCGACGACUCCUACCUGCAGCCCCCCGCGCUCGAUCUCGCGCACCCGUGGCUCAGCCCUGGCGUCGCACCUACAGACAUGCUUGCCGCGCUCCCCGACGACAUCGUUCUCUUCUGCUGCGAGUGGGACAUGCUUCUCCACGAGGGCGAGAAGUUCCGCGAUAGGCUGAAGACGGAUCUCGGCAAGCGUGUCCAUUAUCACUGCGUACCUGGCGUGCCGCACGGAUGGGACAAGGCGCCGAAUCCGCUGCGCGAGAGCCCUGGUGCGAGGGACCAGUACAAGGUUGCGUGCAAGGAGUUGAAGCGCAUGUUUGAUAUUGAGGAUGAUGUUGUGGAGGAGGGGUUGUGUGAAUGUCCGCAUGGAAGGGAUGAGGAGGCGAGUAUUGGCAUGGAGAGCGUGAAGGAGGUGCAGACGAGGGGAAGUACGAGAGAUGGGACCCAGUAG